CUUUCCUCCAUGUUAGAUGUGAAGUGGAAAAUCGGGGAGAUUCGGCAAAAUUCCACCGUGUCUUCAGCCAGGCUGGAGAGGGGGAGAGCAGAAUGAAACCCUCAGGCUGUUGAGAUUUCCAGACUUCCAGGAAGUCCCUCGAACUCAGUGAAAAUGAGGGUUUCUGCACUGAAUCUGACAGGAAAAAGGGACAGACCCUUUUCCUAAUUCUCGUGUGUGUGUGUGUGUGUGUGUGUGUGUGUGUGUGUGUGUGUGUGUGUGUGUGUGUCACCUUUCUUUACCAGCAUGGGAAGCGAGAGGGCACUUGCCAGCUGCCUCAGACAAGUCUGCACGGUCCCAGGUACCCAAAGUGAGGCAGAGUGAUCUCCGCCCGGCUCUGGCUUCCCGCCGCCUCAUGGGUUUGGGGAGAAGCGGGAGACUCAGCACCAGCAGCAGCCGCCCUGUCCCAGCAGCUGGAGCCGCAAGGAUGAACUGCAAGGAGGGCAAUGACAGCAGCUGCGGCUGCAGUGGCAGCGAGGAGAAGAAGAUGCUGAAGUGUGUGGUGGUGGGGGACGGCGCCGUGGGGAAAACCUGCCUGCUGAUGAGCUACGCCAAUGACGCCUUCCCAGAGGAGUAUGUGCCCACUGUGUUUGACCACUAUGCAGUUACCGUGACAGUGGGAGGCAAGCAACACUUGCUCGGACUGUAUGACACCGCAGGACAGGAGGACUACAACCAGCUGAGGCCUCUCUCCUACCCCAACACCGAUGUGUUUUUGAUCUGCUUCUCGGUUGUCAAUCCCGCCUCUUACCACAACGUCCAGGAGGAAUGGGUCCCGGAGCUGAAGGACUGCAUGCCUCACGUGCCUUAUGUCCUCAUAGGGACACAGAUUGAUCUCCGUGACGACCCCAAAACCUUGGCCCGUUUGCUCUAUAUGAAAGAGAAGCCUCUCACUUACGAGCACGGUGUGAAGCUUGCAAAAGCGAUCGGAGCGCAGUGCUACUUGGAAUGCUCGGCCCUGACUCAGAAAGGUCUCAAAGCGGUGUUUGAUGAAGCGAUCCUCACCAUUUUCCACCCCAAGAAGAAGAAGCAGCGCUGCGCCGAGUGUCCCGGCUGCUGCUCAAUUAUCUGAGGUGGCUGGAGACCCACCUCCACCCCAUCGACCGGUGAGAAUGGCAGCCAGAUUCCGCGACCAAGUUCAAGACAAUAAGGAGGGCAUGACCAGAGAGGAAGUCCCUUCACACCGGGGCUCGUCUCCGCCCUGUGAGCCCGCCUAGCACAGCCCACUAGCCAGCCGACCGCCUCGUCCGCCCUCCCAGCCAGAAGCACCCACGUUGCACACUCUGCGAGCACGCUGAGCCGGGGUUGCAGCCGGCGCCGCCGCGGACACGUUGGAAACAAAGUCAAAGCCUGUCUUGCAUCCGCCCCUCCCACGAACGUGAAGCGGACAGGAAAUCAUCACAGGAAAACUAAAGAGGCACUCGGUUCCUGUACUGGUGGCCUUACUUGAUGUCUUUUACAAAAUAGAGGAAAGCGAUACUAACCUCUUUUGCUGCAUCUGCUAUUCUACCUAUAUGUCUUACAUUCAUAUGUAUUAUUUUAAGAAAUUUACUAAUUUACCAGUUUACUCACGCCUUACAAAUCCAUACCAAAUAGCCUAAAGUAUUUUAUAUUCAUUUCUAUUUUCAGCCUGUUUCUACCAAAGCUAUUAGAACCAACUUGUACCUCUGAAUGCCUGACCAUGAGAAGAUAUAAGAAAAUGUUAAAACUUUUGGAAACUUCGGAGCCAUGGCUUUUGAACCCGGUUGAAAGAACAUGCUGUCUGAAUUGUUACAGGUUACAUUUUGGCCAAAGAUUCAUGUUAGAAAUGCUUACAUUGAUAAGUAGCCUUAUUUUUUUCUGUAUUAUAUAUUGUCAUGGCAAAUUAGGAAUGAACUGUGUUUAAUAAAGUUGUAUUUUUGCUUUUCAAUCAAA
This is a messenger RNA of Pteronotus mesoamericanus, 1953 nucleotides long. RefSeq names its product ras homolog family member J (gene RHOJ). Bases 395 to 1111 code for a protein of 238 amino acids. Gene Ontology annotation, molecular function: GTP binding; GTPase activity; protein kinase binding. Gene Ontology annotation, biological process: Cdc42 protein signal transduction; establishment or maintenance of cell polarity; endocytosis. The record is from RefSeq and is a predicted model, not a curated record. The transcript is spliced from 5 exons. NCBI's taxonomy places the organism in Eukaryota, Metazoa, Chordata, Mammalia, Chiroptera, Mormoopidae.